AAUGAUAACAUAAUUCCCUUUUCAAAUACUUUGUCAGUCCAGCCAUCACGGUCUGAUCACCAAUACGUCGUUGAAAUAUUUCAAAAUUAGAAUCGUUUAUUUUUAAAUCCGAUCCUUUUUAUACAUUUUUCGAAUCGUGAUCUAUUUUGAAAAUCGAACAGUAGUUUUUAAAGAUUUUUUCUUAAUUUAAUUCUGCAAUGGCCAGUCAUUUUGUGUUAUUGGGUGUUUUGGUGCUGGCUGCUGGUGCGUUGGGGAAGAACGUUGAUAAGAGAAAGUGCCCUGAAGUAAGGGCUGUCCCACAUUUUGACUUGUCCCAGUUGCUAGGCGCGUGGUUCGUGGUGGAGUACUACGCGAGCGAGGAGGAGGCGCUCGCCUACAGCUGCAUGCGCUCCGAGCUCACCGAGAACGACCACGUCGAGACUAAAGAUGGCGCAGUGGAAUGGACUCAAGGCGUCACAAUGAACUUCACGUACCGCUUCCUGGACGACCCGCUCGGGGAGACGCUGCUGGGCAACCUCACGUGGAGGGUGGACCUCGCCGCGCCCGCGCACUGGACGCACGAGGAGAAGGACUAUGACGGCAUCUACAACACCUACGUGCUCGACACAGAGUACAAGACCUGGGCUCUUCUGCUGCACUGCGCCGAGCAGAGAGAGGGAGCGCGCUAUCUCAGCGCCUUCGUGCUGUCUCGCUCUACCACGCUGCCCAAGAACGUCAUGGCUUACUUGAGGGAUAAACUGCCCAGAUACGACGUAGACGUCAAAUACGUGUUCCCGAUCUCGCACGAAGCCUGCUCGACGAGGCCUCCGGUGUACGACUACUCGCCUCUGAUGGUGGGGCUGGGAGACAAGGCGCCCAAGAAACCUUCCGUUACUUAUAAUGUGGCUUUCGGGCAUUAGGGGUGGAUGGUUGAGGGAGGUUUUGGGAAGUGUUGUCGUAACAUUGCAAUUGGCCAUAUUUGUAAUAACUCGGUAUUAUCACUGAGUUUAUUUACAUCAACGUAAUAUGAAGGAUAUUGGUAUAAGUAACCAUAAUACGUCAUGGAGGUAAAUCAUAUUGUUAAAUAUAAUGGUUAUGAAGAUAAAUAUACGUUUUUACUAGUCAA
Messenger RNA from Plutella xylostella (diamondback moth), 1105 nucleotides. RefSeq names its product lipocalin/cytosolic fatty acid-binding protein Karl (gene Karl). Gene Ontology annotation, biological process: response to reactive oxygen species; lipid metabolic process. The record is from RefSeq and is a predicted model, not a curated record. Gene Ontology annotation, cellular component: cytoplasm. NCBI's taxonomy places the organism in Eukaryota, Metazoa, Arthropoda, Insecta, Lepidoptera, Plutellidae.